Messenger RNA from Chironomus riparius, 1349 nucleotides. The record is from the annotation of a GenBank genome assembly. NCBI's taxonomy places the organism in Eukaryota, Metazoa, Arthropoda, Insecta, Diptera, Chironomidae.
CGCAAAAUCUUUUUCUCAUAUAUUACACCACAUAAUUUUUUUGCGAAUUUACAAGGAUAAACUUUUAUAAAUUUUUAACUUCCAAAACAAAUUGUGUAUGGCUUAAAAUAUUGUAUUUAUUGAACAAUAAUUUAGGUGAAUUUUUCGAUGAUGCCAAAAGUUUUUAAAGUAGAGCUUUAAAGCUCAUAUUCAAAAGUAAAUCAAGGAAAUAGGAUUCAAUUAAACAAACAAUGAAUUGGACAAAACUUACAUUAAAAGUGCUAAUUGUUAUUUAUGCAUUAUGGAGAUUUAUAUUCAGUUUACAUCAUAUAAUAAUUAAUAAUAUGGCAAUGACGUCCAAGACGAUGUUAAGCUACUCUAUUUUUGCAAUGAACUUGCUACUAUUAACUGGAACUUUAACAGAAUCAAAAAUUUUCCUCGAGAUUUGGAUGAUUUGUUUUAUUUUAAAAUUUGGGGCAAUUAUUUUUUCAGUAUUUGACUUUGAUGCCGAAAAGCAUACAAUUUUUCAUAACAAUUUGGUGAUAAAUACAAUAAUUACUUCAAUUAUUCAAGUAAUAGUCUUAGUUUUGGUCAUGAAACUUUAUAAAACAAUCAAUGAAGAGGAUAAGCCAUUGGACACAUACAGUUGCUCCGAGAGUCCUCAAGAAAAGAAAACUUAUGAAGAAUUCUCAUCACGGAGAGAACAUGAAAAUCCCCAAGUAGAAGGUGCUGUUUCUUUUGAACCUUGUUUUUUUAUACUUGCUAAUUAAAGUAUUUUAAGAAAGAAUGUAACGAAACUGGUAAAUUUGUUAACCUAUUAUACAACUUUUUUGAUUAUUUCCAUAGUUGUAAUUAUUAUGAAUGAAUAAUAAUAAUAACUACCUAAAAUAAAUUAUGACGAUAUUUAUACAGUGGGUAAAAUAUUUCCCUAAUAUUUUAAAUGUAAAUUCAUUGUCUUUUUCUUAAUAAUCAACCUUUAUAAUUCUUUAGUAGCGUCAAACAUCAUGUUGAGUUUGGGUUUGGACCUCAUCAUCAAAAUCUCAAAAUCAUAGAUUCUUGAACAUCACACAUCAACCUCACACUAGAAACACAUAUCACGAUACAUCACUAGCACACUAAUAAGCCUAAUAAGACUUGCAUCAGACUUAGUUUAGCUUUGUUUUAGACAAAAAUUCACGAUUUUCAAGAGGAGGGUAUUUGUCUAAGAUUUAAGUGAACCCUACUUUAACAUUUUAUGAGAUUAACUCUUUAAUAAUGCGUUCAAAAUUGUCACAGCAUCAAGAAUAUAAACAACUUUAAAUAUUAUUUCUUACACAAUACAUCUUCUUUAUAAGCUGGAAAAAUUUAUUUUGUUGACUCAACUGUGUCUC